UCGGUUCUGCGUAGAAUCAGGAGGUGGGGUCUGUCCCCUUGGCAUCAUCGCACGAAGAAUUGAACUUGAAUUGUUUACAUGUUUCCAUUUUUCCUCCGCAGCCAAUCCAACUCAAAUUGUUUUGAUUUUCGUUUACUUUUUAGCUAAAAUGAGUGAAGGCACCCAUUCGGCCCCUCGCAGUGAGGCGAACUUCAGCCCUAACCCUAACAACAAGCGCGGAAGCGAUUCCGAGGAUCUUUCCGAUGGCGGGGGCGUUGUCAAGAAGCCGAAAACCGACGCUUUUUUCGAGAUCGAAGCGGAUGCCGCGGAGGAUAAGGGGUCCAGGCACACCAUGGAAGAUGCGUGGGUUGUGCUCUUGGACGCCACCGCCGGUUCUCCUGGAAAAUUGAGGUGUGCUCAUUUUGCAAUCUAUGAUGGACAUGGCGGUCGGUUAGCUGCAGAGUACGCUCAAAAGCAUUUACAUGCAAAUGUCCUUUCGGCUGGCUUACCACGUGAGUUGUUAGAUGUAAAAGCAGCCAAACGAGCUAUUAUUGAUGGUUUUAGAAAAACUGAUGAAUCUCUUCUCCAAGAAAGCGCUGCAGCGGGAUGGCAGGAUGGUGCUACUGCAGUUUGUGUUUGGGUGCUAGGACAAGCGGUUUUUCUUGCUAAUGUUGGGGAUGCAAAAGCAGUGGUAGCACGAUCAUCUACUAUUGAUGGAUUGCAGAAUGAUUCAGAUGGAGUAAGUUCACUGAAGGCCAUUGUUUUGACUAGGGAACACAAAGCCAUCUAUCCACUGGAGCGUGCUCGCAUUCAAAAGGCUGGUGGUACAAUAAGUUCAAAUGGACGACUACAGGGGCGCUUGGAAGUUUCUCGGGCCUUUGGAGAUCGGCAGUUCAAAAAGGUGGGUGUUGUUGCAACUCCAGAUUUUCACUCUUUUGACCUUACAGACAGAGAGCACUUCAUCAUUCUUGGUUGUGAUGGCCUCUGGGGGGUAUUUGGACCAGGUGAUGCUGUUGAUUUUGUUCAUAAAUUAUUGAAGGAGGGGUUACCCGUCACUUCUGUGAGCCGCCGUCUUGUAAAGGAAGCUGUUCGUGAGAGGCACUGUAAAGACAAUUGCACUGCAAUUGUAAUUGUUUUCAGGCGCAAGUAAUUUCAUGGGCAUCAACUUUGUUCCAGAUGGAUAUUAAUUGCAUUGAGGUGUUGUUUCUUCUUCAAUUGUGUAAAGCUCCUGGGAUGUUGCUUGUGUAAUCGUCUGUUGCCGUUCAAUAUCUCGAUGGUUGGUCGGUUUUGCAUGCUAAGAUGGUAGAAAUAGACGUUGGAUGCCAUUUUAUGAACUGGACACCUGACUGUUCAAAAGGUUUGAAAUAGGUGGCGGUGUAAUAACAGUUUUACUCCUUCGGCUGGCGUGUUGGACUGUGUAACAAUCACUGGGUAGUUUGUAGUAUCCUUAAUGCCAGAUCUACUUCUGCUGUGCUCCCCCAAGUAUGGAAAGCUCCUACGCUACUUGCUUCGUCAAGUGGGCUGCUUUUGCUUUGUUCAACUAUUCGUCAAGGAUUGCAUGCAGCAGCAUGUUUGUA
Molecule: messenger RNA, 1556 nt
Organism: Juglans regia (Persian walnut)
Lineage: Eukaryota; Viridiplantae; Streptophyta; Magnoliopsida; Fagales; Juglandaceae
Product: probable protein phosphatase 2C 8
Exons: 10
Coding region: 149-1129 (326 amino acids)
Biological process (GO): protein dephosphorylation
Molecular function (GO): protein serine/threonine phosphatase activity
Source: RefSeq, a predicted model, not a curated record